AGGGGUGGGGCGGGGUGGAAUAUAAGCCGCCAAAGGGAAGGCCACACGCCACACCGAGACGGAUCCCACUUUCGCAGCGCCACGCAAGCGAGGAGACUCCGAAGCCGGGAGUAGAAGUACCAACAUUGAUCCUGGAGCUCAGACUACGCGCCUUUUUUUUGGUUCCUUCUCCGGACUGUCUGCUGGAGCUCCGUUUCAACCCAAAUUCAACGCAACCUUCGCUAUACGCCAGUUUCUCUGGAUAGGCUAUAGCGUGCUGACAAGUUGGUAGUAAACUCUUUGGAGUUUGGUUAGAGUCGCAUUCCGAAAAUAUAUUCGCUUGUGCAAAAAAAUAAGUGGGCUGCAGUGAAACUCGGGAGGGAUCCCCCCCAUCCCCAGCUCGGGGGACCUGGCACAAUCUUCUUUUGCAACAAAAGUUUUUUGUUUUUUGUUUUUUAGCCAGACAUCCGGACGUCACGUUGUGAGAAAAGCCUCCCUCCUCGCAGAUCGCCUGAGGGAUACAAGGUUGACCCAAUGACGUCGUCGAUUCCCUUAGGGCCCUCCGUGGCUCUCCCCCUGCUCUUCUUCUUCACUCUGACCUCCUGCACCCCCUCCGGUCCGGCCUCUGACACCUGCGCCACCCUGGAACAAAGCCGCUUCUUCGGCGUGUUCUCCUCCGGGACCACCCUGCCCUCGGCGCCGUGCUCCUGGACCCUGCAGAACCCCGACCCGCGCCGUUACACCGUCUACAUGAAGAUCACCAAGCCGACCGACUCCUGCGCACCGAGGAAGAUCAGGACCUUCCAGUUCGACUCUUUCAUCGAGACGUCGCGCACCUACCUGGGCAUGGAGAGCUACGACGAGGUGGUCAGGCUGUGCGACGCUUCCACGACCGUCACCUACCUCGAAUCCACCAAGCAGUUCCUGCAGAUCCGCAAGGUUGCCCCCACUAACGGCCUGGAGCUUCUGCGAGGCGAGAAUGAUGUCAGCGAGUUCAAAGCCGAGUUUCUAGUGGUGGGAAAGAGGAACCCCAGUAUGCCUGCCUGCCAGAUGCUGUGCCAGUGGCUGGAGAAGUGCCUGUCCAGUAGCACCCACGAAUACCCCUGCGGAAUCAUGAACACGCCAUGCCAGUGCUGGGAGGCGCCGAAAAGAAAACCAGGGAGCUGCUACCGGGGCGGCGUCUACGUCGAGAAGUGCCUUCCAGUGCCAAGGGACAACGGACGUAAUGUUGAGAUCAUCAAAGGCUGGGCGGGUUGGAGUCGCUGGUCAGCAUGCAGCCAGGAAUGCGGGGGUGGCGUCCAGCUGCGCAGUCGUACCUGCCAGCCCGAUGGCGCCGUAUGUGAGGGCACCGUUGAAGAAGGGCGGCCAUGCAACCCACAAUCCUGCAUAGGUAAAGAGCGCAACAAGAGCCACGGUUUGAGGGCCAUUGUUGGUCUGAGGAGAGACCAUGUGGAUGAUUCCAGCCUCGGAGUCGUUGCAACCCAAACCGGAAACGCUAAGACCGACGAGUGGUCCCCCUGGACUGGGUGUUCAGUGACUUGCGGAGAGGGCUGGCAAAGCCGCACUCGCGUCUGCGCCACGUCCUCCUUCACCACCCAGUGCACCGGGCCCCUGCGUGAGAACCGGCCCUGCAACAACACCGCCGUCUGCCCAGUUGACGGCGCUUGGGAUGAAUGGACCCCCUGGAGCCUGUGUUCAUCUACAUGCGGUCGUGGUUAUCGUGACCGCUCCCGCACGUGCAAGCUGCCCCAGAACGGAGGCCAGCCCUGCAACGGCCCUUCAAGACAGAACAAGCUCUGCAACAUCGCUGUGUGCCCUGUGGACGGACACUGGAACGACUGGUCGGCAUGGACCCCAUGCUCUGCCUCCUGCUCCAACGGUACCAUGCAGAGAACAAGAGAAUGCAAUGGCCCAUCCUACGGGGGCUCCGAGUGCCACGGCAGCUGGAAAGAGGCCGUCAACUGCUUUCUGAAAGAUUGUCCAGUCGACGGACGCUGGCAUGCGUGGAGCUCGUGGGGAAGCUGCAGCAAGACCUGCGGCGGCGGCAUCCAGCAGAGGCAAAGAGUUUGCGAAGGUCCUUUUUUCGGCGGGGAGCCUUGCCCUGGCGAAAGAGGAGAGCAGAAGCGCUGCAACGAGAAGAGAUGUCCCGAGCCCCAUGAGAUUUGUCCUGAGCAGAAAGCUGGGGAUGUUGUGUGGAAGAAGACCCCUGCCGGUGACAUGGCUGCUGUAUCUUGUCCGGCUGAUUCUGCAGGUCUGAUUCUUCGACGCUGCAGUCUUAAUGCUGUCGGUCUGGCCACUUGGGAAAGCCCUACUUACAUCAAAUGUGUCUCCAAAAACUACGAGAACAUUCAGAUCAUGUCAAAGGACUACAGCUCCAAAGCCCGGGCAGCGCAAAGCGUGGACGGCGUCGCCGAGGUGAUUUCACGUCUGAGGUUUAUAACCGACGAAGGCGCCACGUACAGCGGGGACCUCCUGUCCGUCAUGGAAAUCCUGAAGAACACCAGCGAGAUGUUCAAGUCAAACGGGCUGAGGCUGAGCAACGCAGACGUCGAGAACUAUGUCCAGACCAUCAGUAACUUGCUGAAGGAAGAACAUCACGACAAGUGGGAAGAGGCACAGCUGAUGGGCGCCAACGUUAGGGAGUUCUUCCGCCUUGUUGAGGACUCAGUGGAUAUGAUCGGCAUGCAAAUGAGCGGUUUCCAGGACAUUUAUGAAGUCACAGAGAAUUUAGUGCUGAGCAUCCACAAGAGGCCGACCACAACAAACUCCAACUUCACCUUCCCUGCUAAAGGCUGGAGGGGCAUGUUGGACUGGGUCAGGACCUCGGAGGAGAAGAUUACUGUUUUGAGAGAUGCUCUAGCCAUUGAGCAUACUGAUGGCAACGAUGCAUUUGUGACCGGCAUCGUCCUCUACAGAAACCUCACUUCUUUUCUCUCCUUCCAAAGCAACAGCACCCUGCUCAAUUCCAAAGUGGUCACGGUGAUCGUCAAGCCCACCCCUGCACUCAUGUCUUCUCCUGUUGAGAUCGAGUUCCCUCACCUCCACAAUGGCACCAUGAAUGAGACAUGCCUCUCUUGGGAUGAGAGUGAAGCAUCCUCCCUGCUUGGAUCUUGGUCUGCUCGGAGCUGCAGAGCCGUCCCCGUUCAUUCAUUCAGGACCAAAUGCGUGUGUGACAGCGUCUCCACCUUCGCCAUUUUAGCGCACACCAACUUCGAUUCGAUCAUGGACAAGGCGCUUCUCCCAUCCGUGACGCUCAUAGUUGGCUGUGGGGUCUCCUCCCUCACCCUGCUGCUCCUCAUCAUCAUCUACGUCUCCGUGUGGAAGUAUAUCCGCUCUGAGCGCUCUGUUAUCCUCAUCAACUUCUGCCUGUCUAUUAUUUGCUCCAACGCCCUCAUUCUCGUGGGACAAACUCAAGCUCGCAAUAAGGUGGUGUGCACGCUGGUAGCCGCUCUCCUCCACUUCUUCUUCCUCUCCUCCUUCUGCUGGGUGCUGACAGAAGCUUGGCAGUCGUACAUGGCUGUCACUGGUCGUCUGCGCAACCGCAUCAUCCGCAAGCGCUUCUUAUGCUUGGGUUGGGGCUUGCCUGCAUUAGUGGUGGCUGUGUCUGUGGGCUUCACAAAAGCCAAGGGAUAUGGCACUGUCAACUACUGCUGGCUGUCUCUCGAGGGCGGACUCCUCUACUCCUUUGUUGGCCCCGCCGCUGCCGUUGUUUUGGUGAAUAUGGUCAUUGGUAUUCUGGUCUUCAAUAAGCUGGUAUCCAAGGACGGCAUCACCGACGUGAAGCUGAAGGAGAGAGCUGGGGCGUCACUGUGGAGCUCCUGUGUGGUUCUUCCUCUACUGGCCCUCACAUGGAUGUCCGCCGUACUCGCCAUCACAGACCGCCGUUCCGCCCUCUUCCAGAUCCUCUUUGCUGUAUUCGACUCCCUAGAAGGUUUCAUCAUCGUCAUGGUCCACUGCAUACUGCGUCGAGAGGUUCAGGAAGCUGUUAAGUGCAGGGUAGUUGACCGCAAGGACGACGGCAAUGGAGACUCUGGCAGCUCUCAUCACAAUGGCCACAACCAGCUGACGCAGUCGGAUAAUGAAAAGGACGGAGAUUCGGGCAGACAAGGAAUGAGCAGCUCUUCAGAGGAGAAGAUGUCCCCUCCUCAAAUGCCUCUUCCCAUGGGCCCCAACUUCCACACUCUGCCGUCCAACAAGAGCCACAUGCAGGCCGUUCCGGAGUAUUCCAGCCACACGCUCACACUGAAGAGAGAGAAAAGCCGUCUGGCGGGUGGGGUCGACCCGUCUUGUGGGAAGCCCGUGUACGUCUGCGAGGGGGAGCUAUUCCAGCAGCUGGAUGCGGAUCUCGCCUUGGUCCAAGCGGAGGGCGGAGUCUCCGCCGGCGGCGGUUACAUGCUCAUGCCCAACACGACGUCCACCCUCAGGUCCAAGCCAAAAGACGACGGGACAAAAUACAACAUCAGCGUGGAACAACUGCCACAGGCGAGACUCAUGCACCUGAGCGGACCCUACGCCGAGCCGCAGACCGCUUUCGGGAUCAAGCCCAUCCCCCCCGACCAGAUCAGCGUGUCUUACUCCGAGAGGGACUCGCCCAUCCAGAACAUCCACAAUAUGUCCAGCGAGUCUCACAUCACCCACAGCAGCCUGGAAAACACCUUUGAGUCCAUGAAUUCCAUGAUGUCCAAAAGCGAGACCAUCUCCACAUUGUCCAUGAGCUCCUUGGAGAGACAAAAGUCCCGGUAUGCUGAGCUUGACUUUGAGAAAAUAAUGCACACGAAGAAGCGCCACCAGAAUAUGUUCCAGGACCUGAACAGGAAGUUACACCAUGCAGAUAAGGACAGAGAGUCACCUGCCUCUGACAGCAAGUCAGUGAGAUGGAGCGUAUCAUCAGCAGGAAGUGACAAAACGAACCACAGCGACAAACAGCAGGCUCCUCUGGAGAGGCCUUGGGAAGCGGUGCGGGGAUUACCACAACAGUCUCCUCCCGCGUGGGUCCGCAAAGACUUGGAGCCUCUGGCCGCAUCGCCGCUGGAGUUGCACGCCGUGGAAUGGGAGAAGACCAGCACCCCCAUCCCUCUGGUGGGGCAGGACAUCAUUGACCUGCAGACCGAGGUCUGAAGGAGUUGGAGUCGACGCAAGCAAAAGCCGCCUUAUUUUACCUCGGUUCCCUUUCGGGCUUCAGUACGGGCUCCUGUGUGCGUACCAUACAGCGGAGCCAGAAGGUCAGGGCGUGAGACUGUGGGCCGGAGAAUCUGUUGUCUUCAAACCCCUCAGCGUCAGCGGUAAAGAUGGCGGAGUGGAAGAUAGAGUGGUUGAUUGUUUCCUCUCUGAGUGGACUUGAAGCACCUCUUGUUGGAGUGCUGGGAAGGUCAAAGGGCUGGCGAAAUUAUUUUGCGGUCCAUGUAGGUUCCUGUAUUGCACACUGGCAACCUGGGCCGACAUGUCUGUGCUUCUUUCUUGCGAGACGGCUUCUUUUAGCGGGAGGAAUAACGCAGAACUCUUGACUGCUGCUCCUCUUCCAGUCUAGGUCCCUUCCACUUGAAAAGCAAACAAUUUCACACUCGCAGUGUGUCAUUUUUUUCUUGUCACAUUCGAUCUUUUCUGAUGGCUUCCACGCCUGGAACUAUUGUUAAAGAUCAGACUUUAUGCAGGCUUGUUGACAGCAUUCGUCACUCAUACUGUAUCAUCAUAGUUAUUAUCAAUGAUCAUUUCAGCAUUGUCACGAUUGUUGCCAUAAAAUGUUUUUUGGUAACACUUUAGUAUGGGGAAUGUAUUCUAUGUAAAACAGACCUAAUUUAGAGUUAUUUGGACACUAGGGGAACAUAUUUUAGGUAACAAAGACUUAAUUCAGAGUUAUUUGGUUAGGGUUAGGGUGAGUUGUAUAAUAAGACCGUGCAGAAUAAGGCAUUAAUAAGUACUUAAUAAUGACUAAUUAAGAGCCGAUAUGUUACUAAUUUGCAUGUUAAUAAGCAACUAACUAAUGGUGAAUAACUGAAUAUUGUCCCAAUACUAAAGUGUUACCGUUUCUUUUUUACUUUAUAUUAGGGAUGAGAAUAAUUGUUAGAACUAACAUAGCUCUAUGGGGCAUUGAGGUAAACAUAUGGGAAACGCUGGUAUCAAAACAGGAGUUCAGAACAUUCAGAGAAUGGCCCAUCCUUAUUUUAUAUUUUUAGUUACCUUAUACGACUGUCAAUAUGUUUUAUUUGGCCUACAGUGGGAAAUGCACAUCUCCACUUUGUUGGUGACACCGUAUGCACUGCAAAGGGACAAACAAACUGAGUAGGGACGAAGGCGGUUUGUUGUUUUCCUGCUUUUUCCGGCAUUUGCUCGGACGCCAAAGCACCAGCACCACAAUACAGACUCUUGACGCGGAGCAGUGCCCUGUGGGAGUCGCCGGUCCCCCUGGCAGGACCUAUUUGGACUUCGGACUGAGGCUCCUGGCACUGACGUGACAGCGCAGUCAGUUUCAGGCUGUCAAGCCUUCAACACGUUUGUGUUUUUAGACCAUCAGUGUAACACAGUGCAAUAUGAUGGCCGCUUGAUGCUCAAGCAAGACUGAUAUUAGGAUUUACACAUUCUUUUCUUACCGAUGACUCGAAUCUUUUAUACCAUCUUCUUCACAUUUACAGAGCAUAUAAGCGCUUUAUGAGAAUAUAUUGUAUAACAAAUCUGUAUUAGUAAUUCAAGGAAUUUAUUGACUAGAGAUUUGUUAGACUCCAUAAAAACUCCAUAUUUGGAGGUGUCUGUGACAGGUAGAUAAUUGUACUUCUAUAAAGCAAACACUGUACACAAUAAAUGAAUGAAUAUAUUUCUCAAAUUUGCUUCAGGUUACUUGUUAUUACUCUCCACUGUGUCGCGAUGAGUAAUGGAACCUCAUGUCUUCUGUGAAAGUGUGUUUUUUAAUACAUCGUCAGUAAUUACCUGCCAAUGUGUUAGUCCAAUUCAUACCUCAAAGGACAUGUAUUCAAUAAUCAUUUGUAUUAUAUUUGUUUACCCCCCCCCUCCCUUAAAUGUACAGUUUUCACAGCACAAAAUGAAUGUGAUUCAUUUCUAAUAAAAA
This is a messenger RNA of Nerophis ophidion (straightnose pipefish), 7039 nucleotides long. Its product is annotated as adhesion G protein-coupled receptor B1-like. Gene Ontology annotation, cellular component: postsynaptic density; plasma membrane; dendrite. The record is from RefSeq and is a predicted model, not a curated record. Gene Ontology annotation, molecular function: G protein-coupled receptor activity. NCBI's taxonomy places the organism in Eukaryota, Metazoa, Chordata, Actinopteri, Syngnathiformes, Syngnathidae. Gene Ontology annotation, biological process: cell surface receptor signaling pathway; adenylate cyclase-activating G protein-coupled receptor signaling pathway; engulfment of apoptotic cell. Bases 514 to 5097 code for a protein of 1527 amino acids. The transcript has 32 exons.